Messenger RNA from Protopolystoma xenopodis, 252 nucleotides. The record is from the annotation of a GenBank genome assembly. Lineage: Eukaryota; Metazoa; Platyhelminthes; Monogenea; Polystomatidea; Polystomatidae.
AUGAUACGAUGUAGAGAUGAGUUUUGCAAAGAGUCAAUUCCUCGUUUAGACCAAAGACUUUUGGAAAAGCAACUUCACAACUUCUCGUCGGAGGAGAGAAUUGACGCUAAAACGGAGUUGAACGUGGCAUUAAACCAUCUUUCAUAUGCCAUGUUUAUGCUUCACUGUCACGUGCUUGGGCCAUUCUGCGUUCUCGUCUCAUUUGCUGAGGCUCAAGAGUUGUACGUGGAGGAGUGCAAUUGUGAAAUCUAA